Messenger RNA from Aspergillus uvarum CBS 121591, 1587 nucleotides. RefSeq names its product cardiolipin synthase. Gene Ontology annotation, cellular component: membrane; mitochondrion. NCBI's taxonomy places the organism in Eukaryota, Fungi, Ascomycota, Eurotiomycetes, Eurotiales, Aspergillaceae. Gene Ontology annotation, molecular function: cardiolipin synthase activity. The coding region runs from base 425 to 1444 and encodes 339 amino acids. The record is from RefSeq and is a predicted model, not a curated record. Gene Ontology annotation, biological process: cardiolipin biosynthetic process. The transcript is spliced from 5 exons.
CUCAUUUCGAGCCUCGUCCCCUUUUGUACCACUCAGCCAUCCCAAGUCGGUAGGCUGCCGCUUCGUGGAUGGCAAUUGGUCCUCAGAUCACACUUAUCGCCGUCUAAGCCGAGACCUCACGUGCGUGGGAGUCUACCCGGAGUCGGAUAAUCUGGCCGCUUGUGAAGGUCAAUAUACAAUUACAUCACGUUAUCCAUACAGCUGCGACUCUGAACACUUCUAUCCACGGGAUUUGCAUGUUGUACUGCAUUGCGUCUCCACGGCACGGUUAUAUGACCGGAUUUUCCUUGAAACCGACAUCUGAUAUGACUGCUCUCGUUUCGUGCUAGCAUUUCUGUCUGGAACGCACUUGUCGCAUUUAUUCACCAUUCGUGCAUUCUGCAUCAAGACCUAUCAUACCGUAACCGCAUCAAUGGCAGUCCUCAUGGCUUUGCAGGGAUCUAUACGGGCCUCUGGGCAACUCCCUCGCUUGCCCUGUGUGCUCCGAUUCCCCUCCCUCGGACAUGGCUCCGUGCCCAGAAGAGGAUUGCACCCGCUGCAGGUAACCGGAGCGCGUAGCUUCUCGGUCCUCACGCCAGGCUGUCGCUCGCGCUCGCAAUUGAUUCAGGCAAGCUUACGGGGGAAGAGAAGUAGUAGUCUCUGUACAAAGGAGUCAUCGCAAUGGGCACGGAUCACUGUCCAGCAGAGAAGAUGGUCGGCGCAGAAGUCGACCGACUCAAACGAUACGCAAAACACUGAGCCCAAGUCUAAAACCGCGGCUAUUCUGUCAAAGAUCCCUAGACCCACCACCCACGAGAACAUCUAUACUGUUCCCAACAUCCUCACUCUCACCCGCUUAGUUGCAGCUCCUUUGGUAGGGUACUUCCUCGUGCAAGGCCACCACACGGCCGCAUUAGGUCUUUUCGCAUACGCCGGCAUCACGGAUCUUGUGGAUGGCUGGAUUGCACGCCGAUGGAACCUGCAGACGGUCGUCGGGACGAUCAUCGACCCCAUGGCUGACAAGCUUCUGAUGACUAUCGGUGUUGCUUGCUUGGCUGUCAAUGGAUCGAUUCCUGUCUGGCUCGCCGUCAUUAUCCUCGGCCGUGACGUCGGCCUGGCGCUCUCGGCCAUCUACUAUCGAUGGAUCUCUCUUCCUCCGCCCAAGACCAUGGCCCGGUACUGGGACUUUUCUCUUCCGUCUGCCGAGGUCAAACCCACGACAGUCUCCAAGGUCAACACUGCGUUGCAGCUUCUCCUCGUGGGUAGCGCAAUCGGGAUGCCUGUGCUUCCAGAGACGGUGAUUGAUGCGUGGCAUCUAAAGGAAGCCAUGACCGCAUUUCAAUACCUCGUUGCCGGAACCACGAUCUGGUCCGGGCUCAGCUACGUGUUUUCCAAGGAUGCCGUCAAGAUCUUGACGAAGGAAGAGGUGCAGAAGCGCAUUGCUCGAGCUGCCGGGAAGAAGUGAUUGUGGAAUAUAUAGUGAGGAGAUGUAUGUACAUAGGUAGCAUACUGUGAUCGGGGCAUUUGGCUGAGCAUACAUUUCGUUUAAGAUAUGAAGGGAUAUCAGCAUGGGACCUAUUAUGAACUCGGUAUAAGUUUAUGCUCAGC